UCUGGGGCGCUGGCUGGGGCUCUGACUUUAGCUUCUCUGCCAAACCACAGCCUCUGUCAUUAAAGCAGCAAAUUGGAGAAUUAAUCAUUCAUAUCUAUGUAACUCCUCCCCAACCCGAUUAAAGCCUUUAAUACAAGUGGAACAUGGGACAACACACCAGCCCCGCCACAGAACAGCCUCUCUCUUGAACUUGAUCUGCAAACAGCAUGAGGACUCUUCAGGAAAGAAUCAUUGUGCUCUCCAUUUUUCUCUCUCUGAUCUGCACCAUUCAGGUGAAUUCUUUGCCUGUACCUCAAGACUGGAAGGGUUUGCUCCAACGGACCAAGCGGUCACUCCUGUGGCGCUGGAACAGCAUGAAGCCUGUGGGUGCCAGCUGCAGGGAUCACCUUGAGUGUGGUACAAAAUACUGCAGGUACAGCAGAGCUUCUCAGUCAUCAGACAGUUGGCAGAUAUAGGAAACUCAAACAUUUCCAGCCUGCAUUCACAGACAACAGUCAGAUUGUGUAACUGUCUAAUAAAUGUCAUUUUAGGUUGGUUUUUUUAACUUUAAUAUCUGUAUCUCUUAACGUCAUUAAUUUGAAACCAGAUAUAUUCUUCCAAAGUUCAUACUGUGAUAUUAAAUAGGCAUAAUGUUCAUAAUGUUUACACACGUUCUGCAAUAAUAUGUCUCUGCUGUCCACGUGUAUUUUGCAUGACAUGGACAAAGUCAGAAAUUAAUGACACUGCAAUAAAAGUUGCUCCUUAUCUUUACAGGAAAAUAUCUGUUCUUUCUGGAAUUCCACCUGAUGACGAGACACGCAAACAUAACUCCAUCAGGGUGACUGUCUACAAAACAAACAUCUGCUUUCAGCACCAAAAGCAAACUGUCUCUAAAUGAACCCUGUAUAGAAUUACUGCUCUGAUAAUCUGGCUUUAACUGAAGACCCGCUGGCACUUUAUCAGACUCUGUGCAUUUGAAGUUAUCUGAUCUGACUCGGCACUGCAGAAAAAACAAAGUCAUAAAUGCUGCAUUCACAUGAUGAGUUAAAUGGCUGCAUCUAGAGUGAUAUUGAUUUUUAGAAUUUAAUUUGUCUAAAACACUAGCGGGACAUCCGACAGGCUGUAUAAAUCUAUGUUUUUAAUAAGAAAAUAUAAAUAUUCAUGCAAAGUUUUUUGAGGUGCUCUGAGUUUAUUGGUUUAUGUUAUUAUUACAUAUUUAUUUGUACAUAUUGUAAACCAUGUGAAUAUUCAAAUAUACUUCAGUUUUCAAGAGGUUGUAUUGCCCAAAUUUUGUUUGUCAACAAGUUCAGAAGAAAUUAAAACAGCUCCUAAAGCUGUUUCUACUUUUUCAGUACAAUAGGAAAAUAUGAUGAAAACGUGGAUUUUCGUUGGUAAAAGAAGACAAAAAUUAAUAUAUUUUUUUAAGUACAAUUAAAUAUUUCUGUAUUUAUUCAUCCAAGGUCAUGUGAUACUGUGAUUCAUAACUCUUCAUUGACCAAGGGACGAGCUUUGUCUCACUGCUUUUACAUGUUUUGAGGUAUUAUUCAUUUUUUAUUGCUGUUUUACAAUCAAAAGUGCCUAAAAAAUCUACAAAUAAAUAUAUAUAAAUAUUA
Molecule: messenger RNA, 1592 nt
Organism: Dicentrarchus labrax (European seabass)
Lineage: Eukaryota; Metazoa; Chordata; Actinopteri; Moronidae
Product: liver-expressed antimicrobial peptide 2
Exons: 2
Coding region: 207-455 (82 amino acids)
Biological process (GO): antimicrobial humoral immune response mediated by antimicrobial peptide; defense response to bacterium
Source: RefSeq, a predicted model, not a curated record